Scleropages formosus (Asian bonytongue) is the source of this 1949-nucleotide messenger RNA. Its product is annotated as folylpolyglutamate synthase, mitochondrial-like. The transcript has 15 exons. Gene Ontology annotation, biological process: tetrahydrofolylpolyglutamate biosynthetic process. Gene Ontology annotation, molecular function: ATP binding; tetrahydrofolylpolyglutamate synthase activity. Gene Ontology annotation, cellular component: mitochondrion; cytoplasm; cytosol. NCBI's taxonomy places the organism in Eukaryota, Metazoa, Chordata, Actinopteri, Osteoglossiformes, Osteoglossidae. The record is from RefSeq and is a predicted model, not a curated record. Bases 110 to 1837 code for a protein of 575 amino acids.
UCCAAAAUAGCUCCACGUUCACCGCAAAAACUUAUUUAAUUCCCUAGGCUAAAGGCUCAACUUCCUCUCAGGCAUCUCGCCAAUACUCCGGCGCCCGUCGGCUCGCGCGAUGGCGCACCCGCUGCGCUCGCUCCGUGUCCACGCAGCUCGUCCUCGCGCCAGUGUCCGACGCGUGUUUUUAGCCGCGAGGAUCCUGAGCCUGAGCACGAAAGCCGCGCGAGCGCACAGGAUGGAGUACCAGGAUGCCGUGCGCGCGCUCAAUUCGCUGCAGACCAACGCGAGCGCGCUUGAGCACACGUGUGAGGGGCGGAGCCAGCCGCAGGUCCAGCUGCAGGCCAUGCGGGACUUCCUGCGGCGAUCCGGACUCACGGUGGAGGACCUUGACAGCCUCAACAUCAUUCACGUGGCAGGAACAAAGGGAAAGGGUUCCACGUGUGCUUUUACUGAGAGGAUCCUCAGGAAUUAUGGGUUCCGCACUGGAUUUUACAGUUCCCCCCAUCUCGUACAAGUGAGGGAGCGGGUUCGAAUUGACGGGCAGCCAAUCGGCAAGGAGCUCUUCACCAAAUAUUUCUGGAGUGUUUACGGCCAACUGGACGAGUCCAAGGAUGCCUAUGGUGGCAGCAUGCCUUCCUACUUCCGCUUCCUCACCCUGCUGGCCUUCCAUGUCUUCCUUCAAGAGAAGGUUGAUGUGGCGGUGAUUGAAGUUGGGAUCGGCGGUGCUUAUGACUGCACAAAUAUAAUCAGGAAGCCGUGGGUUUGUGGAAUCUCAUCUCUGGGCAUCGACCACACUAGUAUCCUAGGAGAUACCAUUGAGAAAAUAGCCUGGCAGAAAGCUGGCAUUCUUAAGCCUGGAGUCCCAGCCUUCACAGUGGCGCAGCCCCCCGGGCCCAUGGUGGUACUGCGGGAAAGAGCUCGGGAAAUCGGGUGUCCCCUCCUCGUGUGUCCCGAGCUGGACGAGUACGAGUCUCCAGGGCCGCCGCUGCGUCUGGGCCUGGCCGGACACCACCAGCGCUCCAACGCCACCCUUGCCCUCCAGCUGUGUCGUAACUGGCUGCAGCGCCGCGGCAUUCUGGUCCGAGAUAACCAGUGGCCUUUGCCCUCAGCUGAUAGUGCUGUGGUCUCCAUGGCAACCGUGUUCCAUCCCAGCGCCAAGAUGAUGAAAGGGCUGGCGGAGACGGAAUGGCCCGGACGUAGCCACACCAUCAGGCACGGCCCGCUCACCUACUUCCUGGACGGAGCUCACACCACGGGCAGCGUGUUGGCCUGCGUGCGCUGGUUCCGCAAGGAGGCUGCCACAUUGGAGAGGACAGUGGGGGGUCCAGUGGUGCGGGUGCUGCUGUUUAAUGCCACGGGGGAGCGCGACUCUGGCGCGCUGCUGAAGCUGCUGUGGCCGUGCCACUUUGACUUUGCUGUGUUCUGCCCCAACCUCACAGAAAGUGUCGCUUCAUGCAGCAUCGAUCAGCAGAACUUCAAUGUGACCUUGGAGAACAUGCUGACCCGCUGUUUGGACAGCCAGAGCAGCUGGCGGACCCUGAGUGGUCGUGGCGGACGGCUGGCCGACGACCAGCUGGUCUUCCAGAACCAGCUUCCCCUGGUGGCGGAGCAGAGGACUGACUCCCUGGUGUUCCCCUGCAUCCUGAGCGCCCUCCAGUGGAUCAGCCAAGGAAGAGACCCGGUCCUGGGUGUGCCGGAUCAGCGAGUGGCCGCGGUGCAGCCUGGGGUGGCAGCCAGGGCCCAGGCACUACAGGAGGCGGCCAGCAUCCAGGUUCUCAUUACUGGCAGCCUGUACUUAGUGGGCGGGGCAUUGACACAUUUGGUACCGUCCUUGGCUUCUUAGCAGGACACUCACCCUGAUGUCCCUCUCAUAGGAGCUAUACCCUGGUACUAUUUACACUGAAACAUGACCUUUUCAGAUUACUGUCUCCACUUGAUGAUCAAUAAAAACAUCA